AUGCCACAAAUCCACCUUGGUGUUUACCUGACGUCGGGUAAUGAGACGACCAAAGCUACGAGAUGGGCUCUGGAGGCCGGCUACCUUGCUGUCGAUAGCGCUCAGAUGUACCAUAAUGAACGUCAAGUCGGAAAUGCCAUCACUGAAUUCCUGAAAUCGCCGAGCAACACCUCGAGCCUCAGCCGUGAGGACAUUCACUACACAUCCAAGCUGGCGAGCAACAGCGACUACAACACUGCCAGGAAGAGCAUCAAAAAGAGCGUUCAAGAGUGUGGCCUCGGAUACAUCGACCUCUUCCUCCUACACAGCCCGUACGGAGGCAAGAAGGCUCGUUUGGAGAGCUGGCGUGCUGUUGAAGACGCCAUCAUGGACGGCGAGAUCAAGAUUGGAGGUGUGAGCAACUACGGCGUGCAGCACCUGCAGGAGCUCCUCGACUCGAAGCCGCGCAUCCCUCCAGCGGUCAACCAGAUCGAGGUGCACCCGUUCAACACGCGCACCGACAUUACCUCUUUCUGCCAGAAGAACGAUAUCAUGGUUGAAGCAUAUGCUCCUCUGGCACGCGCUCUUCGUAUGAAGCAUCCUGUCAUUGUGGAGCUCAGCAAGAAGUACGAGUGUAACCCCGGCCAACUGUUGGUUCGCUGGUCGGUCCAACAUGGCUAUGUGCCAUUGCCCAAGAGUGUGAAGAAGGAGCGCAUUGCUCAGAACGGUGACAUUGGCGGGUUCGAGAUCUCGGCGGAGGAUAUGAAGAAGAUGGAUGCGCUAGACGAGUAUCUGGUGACAGACUGGGAUCCUACCGAUGCCCCGUAA
Messenger RNA from Aureobasidium pullulans EXF-150, 807 nucleotides. Its product is annotated as Aldo/keto reductase. Lineage: Eukaryota; Fungi; Ascomycota; Dothideomycetes; Dothideales; Saccotheciaceae. The record is from RefSeq and is a predicted model, not a curated record. Gene Ontology annotation, molecular function: oxidoreductase activity. The transcript has 3 exons. Bases 1 to 807 code for a protein of 268 amino acids.